UCUAAGAAUUUUUAUUUGUUUUCUGUCGUUAUUAAAAAUGUCUUUGCAAAUGUCUUGUGAAUUUGGAGUCAACAACAAUAGCUCUCUUGUUGUAUGGACCAAUAGCCAAUCUUCCUUAGUUAUAAACAGUUUGGAUGAACAGGAUAAAUCGAAUACUAUCAACAGUAAUACUAUUAACAGUAGUAUUAUGUCUAGCAUAAAUAAUACUAUGUUUGUUAACAACAAAAUUGAAAGCAAUAACAAUAAGUUUGUUAUUAAUACAAAUAACAACGGCGGCUUACUGCAGUUUUCUAGUGAAACUGAAAAUUCCACUUACAUCGUGGAUAAUUUUGUUCAGCCUAUACCCGAUGACAAUUUUAUUAGUCCUGGCAUUAAUUGUAACAAACGAAUUAAGAAGCGUGAUUCCGAGGCCGAGGAGGAAUUUCAAGAAGCAAGCAAUGAAGCUUCUGUGGGAUCGGUUGGUACCACUGUGCAGGAAACAGCAGAUACUGGUGCCGAAGUUGAUGCCGAGGUGGUUGAUGAACCCUUAGCAUAUCUCCAAGGACUUAACUCGGGAAACUUAAUGCAAUUUAGCCAGCAAUCUGUAUUGCGUGAAAUGAUGUUACAAGAUAUCAAGCCUCAGAAUACUCUACCCAAACUGGAGGAUCACAAUAUUGCUGGCUAUAAAUUCAGCAUGGUACUGGAAGAGCCACGUAAAUCACAUUGGUUGUACUCACCGACAUUGAAUAAACUCUACAUACGCAUGAAUAAGACCUUUAAUGUGGAUGUGCAAUUUAAGCCAAAGUUUCCCAUACAGCCCUUGAAUCUGCGUGUCUUUCUAUGCUUUUUAAAGGAUGUUAGUGGUCCUGUUUUGCGCUGUCAGAAUCAUAUCAGUACUGAGCCUUUGUCUUAUAACAAUGCGAAAAUUCGUGAAAAUAUUUUGCGCUGUGAAAAUCCAAAUACCGUAUACUGCGGAACAGCUCAGGGAAAGGGAAUAUCGGAAAGGUAUUCGGUGUUGGUGCCAUUGAACAUGUCGCGUUCCAGUAAUGAUAGCUAUAUGCGACAAACACUUGCUCUAAAAUUUGCAUGUCAGAACUCAUGCUUUGGACGAAAGGAAACUAGUCUAAUCUUUUGCCUGGAAAACUCCUGUGGCGAUAUAUUGGGUCAGCAGGUGUUGGAAGUAAAAAUUUGCACAUGCCCGAAACGAGAUCGUAAUGCAGAAGAACGUCAGCUGAAUGACAAAAAACGAAAGGCAUCGCCUUCUCUUGCAGCAUCCGAUUAUGAUGAAGAUGAAUGUGAUAAUGAUUCCAUAGAUGCCAAACGACCAAAAAGACGUCGUAGAUCUCACUCAUACCAGCCAGAUGUAAAACAGGAAGACGAUAGCAUGGACAGUGCAUCAACGGAACAGUCAAUGCCAACUGAUUGGCAAGUGAAACGUACAAGUAAUGGGGACUAUCAGCUCGUUCUUACCUGCCCCAAGAAGGAAUUGCUGGUGGAAAGCAUUGAGAGUAUGUUCCGGAAUACUGCAGCUGCCAUUUUACGUAGCCCAACAAAAGGCAGUAAACUGCACAAAUAUGCCGCCAAUUUGUCCAAGUUAAAGGAGAGUGCAUUAAAAUUGCCAUGACUUUUGGGGUCGUCAGUGGGGCCAACUUUUUACUACUUUACACAAAGAAUUAAGUUUAAAAUUGGAUAAAAAAUCAAUAUUAGUUGAUUUUCCAAGAUGCUGAUUAAAGCUCUUGGAAAUGCAUAUGAAUAUGUCACCAAGCAAUGCACUGAAAACGUUUUUCAAAAUAUUAUAUAAGUAUAUAUUUUUGAUAUUGAGUCGUGUAACACAAGAAAACUUCCAAAAGGCAAACUGUUAAAAUGGUUAAAAUGUUUAAGAAUUAUUAUUGUUUAAAGUAAUUAACAUAAGAAAUAAAGUGUUUAUGAAAAGAGA
Molecule: messenger RNA, 1915 nt
Organism: Drosophila willistoni
Lineage: Eukaryota; Metazoa; Arthropoda; Insecta; Diptera; Drosophilidae
Gene: p53
Product: cellular tumor antigen p53
Exons: 9
Coding region: 38-1603 (521 amino acids)
Biological process (GO): apoptotic process; regulation of transcription by RNA polymerase II
Cellular component (GO): nucleus
Molecular function (GO): DNA-binding transcription factor activity, RNA polymerase II-specific; RNA polymerase II cis-regulatory region sequence-specific DNA binding
Source: RefSeq, a predicted model, not a curated record